CCGGGUGGCAGCGGGGCGAUGCAGAGCGCCGUGUUCGUUUCGCUGCCGCAGGACGGCGGGCGGAUGGAGCGGGGCAGCCGGCGGCGCGCGGAGCUGGAGGAGGCGGACAAGGGCAGGAUGAUGAAGCGCACCAUCAUUAAGGACUGGAAGAAGAAGCUGAGCUACUUCCUGCAGAAUUCUUCCCGCUCUAGCAAAAUGAAGUCCAAUAAAGCGAGCAAACACCACACCUACUUCAGACCUUCCCCUGAGGAAGCCCGGCUGUGGUCAGAAGCCUUCGAUGAACUGCUGGCUAACAAAUAUGGUGUUGCUGCUUUCCGAGCUUUUCUGAAGUCUGAGUUCUGUGAAGAGAACAUCGAGUUCUGGCUGGCAUGUGAGGACUUCAAGAAAACCAAAUCCCCUCAGAAGCUGACACUGAAGGCAAAGAAGAUCUACAAUGACUUCAUUGAAAAGGAGGCUCCCAAGGAGAUAAACAUUGACUUCCAGACCAAGAACAUGAUAGCACAGAACCUCCAGGAAGCCACACACAGCUGCUUCAGUGCUGCACAGAAAAGAGUUUACAGCCUCAUGGAGAACAAUUCAUACCCACGGUUUCUGGAAUCAGAGUUCUAUCAGGAGCUGUGCAAGAAGCCUCCCAUCACCAGAGCUGCCCAGGGGACAUGAAUACAGAGCAAGGAGAUGCCUCUUAGCUACCAAGGAACCGAGCUGGCUUGGCAGCAUCCUGACCUGAAAGACUGAGAUGGGUGCACUCAGUUGGUUUGCCACAGCGUAAGGACUGAUAUUGACUUGGUGCAAAGCUGGUGGCAAAGGACAUUGUUGGAAGGCAUUUGUGGCUGGCAGCAGUGCACCAGGCUGGUGAUGCUCUUUUUGGAGUGCUGCAGUAAAGGUGCCUCUAUGCAUCAAACUGAGCUGUGCCGUGUGACACACUCCUUGUCACAGCCGUGGUGUUAUGCACCAGGUCAGCACAGAGCUGCCCUUCUGCAAGCAGAAGCACAAGACUGUGCAGUUGAGCGGUGCUGGGAACUUGAGUCAUGUAUAGAUUCUGGGUUUUUUUCCUGAACAUCAACCAGUACUGCUGUCAUCAGUUCCUUGGUGUUUCAACGCCAUUUGCUUAAGCUGACACAGGCUGCAAAGAGAUGUACUGGGUUUGUGUGUGGCUUGCAGGCACUACUUCCAUCCUCACUGCUGUGCAAGGAGGGGACAGCCAGUUCAGCUCCAGAAGGAAUGGGCUAUGCAGCUGAGCCUGCAGGGCUGGGCAUGGCAGCAGGGCUGCAUGAGGCUGGGCAGAGGGCAAAACCCAGCCAUAGUGAACAGGAUCUAUACAGUAUUAUAUUUAUAUAUGGAUUAUGAUUGUGUUGAAUACUGCAAUAUGUCAAUUCUGUUUGAGACAGCAAGCUUCAGUGAAGUCUUACUGUUUUUAAUAAACUAUUUUGAUACAAAGCUGCUUUUGUUGCUUGUUUUGCAUGCAACUGGCACUGAUCUCAGUGAGGUACCAUGCAGUAACCACUCUUACAAGCGCCAUCUCCACAGGGCUAUAUUAAGCUAUUAGUUCUUAAUCUACAAGGCAAGUUAGUGCUUCUACCAUAAUAAAAACCUUCAGAGCUUGAAAGCUUUGAUGGUUUUCAUAGGGAGGUAGACUAUCUCUACAACAUGCAAAGUGCGUGUAUGGCUGGACAUUUCAGAUCAGCCAGAAAGUGUAGCAUUGCUGCUGAAGCUCACAGCCAUGAAAUAUAGGCACCUACAGUGCAGCAGCACAUCUGCUCCUGUUCAAGACCUCUGCUUCAAAUAGGGCUUCAUUUCCAGGCUGCAAACCAUGCAAAUAGAGCACUUUACUGCCUGCUGAGCAAGCAAAUCAUAGCAGGAGUCUGGUCAUCCACAUUGCAAGGCUGGUUGAUUUUUCUGUUCGUCAGUGUCCAAAACCAGCACCUCCAGCAGUCCCACAGACAGAAUCCUGGCUUGCUACUUCCAUGAUUUCUCUGAACUCAAGGUCUGCUCACAUCCUGGCUCCAGCUACUUCUCCCAUCCUCCUCAUAUCACAGCUUUACCUGCUUGGUUCACAUAUAGCAGUCACUUCUCCAGGGAUCCACUUCUCCAAGCAUCAAGAAAAGCCUCACUAUAGCAUUUUACAUUUCAGCUGUAUAUCAAGAGCAGCUAUUCUAUGCAUAUGUAUACAAACUGCAGGAUUUGCAGCAGUAUACACAUUCUACUGUCUCUAGACAGAAAGAAGCAUAGUCCCAGAAACAGGGCCCUGUGAGAUCUGGCUCUCCUACAGUCAAACUUGCUGGUCACUUUGGUUAUACUCACAUAGAGCAAGCACAGUUAAAAAAAGACUCAGCCUGAUAAUUUGCUGUAACAAAGUUUUUUCCCU
This is a messenger RNA of Lagopus muta (rock ptarmigan), 2365 nucleotides long. RefSeq names its product regulator of G protein signaling 2 (gene RGS2). The transcript has 5 exons. Bases 19 to 660 code for a protein of 213 amino acids. Lineage: Eukaryota; Metazoa; Chordata; Aves; Galliformes; Phasianidae. The record is from RefSeq and is a predicted model, not a curated record.